This is a messenger RNA of Symbiodinium natans, 387 nucleotides long. The record is from the annotation of a GenBank genome assembly. Lineage: Eukaryota; Dinophyceae; Suessiales; Symbiodiniaceae.
AUGCUAUGCCUUGUUUGCCCACAAGCAAAGGAAGGCUUCACGGAGACGUCCUCGGGACUGCAAUACAAAGUGCUCCAAGAAGGAUCUGGCGAAAACCCGACGACAGGGCAGAUGAUUGCUGCGGAUUACACAGGUUGGCUGGAGGAUUUCGAAUCCGACAAAAAGUUUGAUUCUUCACGGGACAGGAGGCAGCCCUUGAAGUUUCAGGUUGGCAUUGGCAAGGUCAUCAAGGGCUGGGACGAGGCACUACUGGACAUGAAGGUUGGUGAGCGCCGCCAGAUCGUUGUUCCACCAUCACUCGGCUAUGGAAGCCGCAGCAUUGGCCCAAUCCCAGCGGGUUCCACGUUGUAUUUUGAUGUGGAGUUGAAGUCCAUUGGUGCGAGAUGA